This is a messenger RNA of Oryzias melastigma (Indian medaka), 1615 nucleotides long. RefSeq names its product SUMO1 activating enzyme subunit 1 (gene sae1). Gene Ontology annotation, cellular component: cytoplasm; SUMO activating enzyme complex. Gene Ontology annotation, molecular function: SUMO activating enzyme activity. Gene Ontology annotation, biological process: protein sumoylation. The coding region runs from base 446 to 1483 and encodes 345 amino acids. The transcript is spliced from 9 exons. Lineage: Eukaryota; Metazoa; Chordata; Actinopteri; Beloniformes; Adrianichthyidae. The record is from RefSeq and is a predicted model, not a curated record.
UGUUCUGAAAGGCACACAAAGAGAGAAAGAGCGAAAGAAAAAUCCGUUUAAAUGAAUAGAGACAUCAAAGGAGCUCGGAUCAGUUUAGUUGAACAGAUUUAUCAGUAAAAAAUAUAUAAUAUAAAACCUUUUUUGUUUCGGAAAUCAAGCAAUUCAAAUUUUUAAAAGACAUUAUUUCAACAAAGGUUAUAAAAUUAAAAAUAAUAAACAUUGUGAUAAUAUAUAAAAUGAAAAAUGUGAAAAAAGAGUUUAAAAAAAUAAAAAAUAAACCAAGCACAAAGGAUUUUAUUUAGAAAGUAACCCAUUGUUUGCUUAAAUGACGUCAUAAACAGGCGACCACUCAGCGGGACUGUCGGCGCGUUUGAAUCGAGCUGCUUCGCUGCUUCAGAAAAAAAGCCAAUAAUCUCCAAAAGUGAAGCUUCUCCUUCGAAACAAACCCAUCGACAUGAUCGAAAAGGAGGACCCGAUUAUCAGUGAGGAAGAAGCGGCGCAGUAUGACCGGCAGAUCCGCCUGUGGGGGCUGGAUGCCCAGAAGAGGUUGCGAGGGUCCCGUGUUCUCCUGGCAGGUCUGGGUGGUCUCGGCGCCGAGGUGGCCAAGAACCUGAUCCUGGCUGGAGUUAAAGGUCUCACUCUGCUGGAUCAUGAACAGGUGACAGAGGAGUCAUGUCGAGCUCAGUUUUUGGUUCCGGUGUCUGCUCGGGGUCAGAACCGAGCCCAGGCCUCGCUGGAGCGAGCCCAGAACCUCAACCCCAUGGUGGAGGUGCACGCCGACCCGGGGCGGGUCGAGGACAAACCGGACGACUUCUUUCUGGACUUUGAUGCUGUGUGUCUGACAGGUUGCUCCAGAGACCUGAUGGUUCGGGUCGACCAGCUCUGUUCUCAGCACAAGAUCAAGGUUUUCUGCGGCGAUGUGUACGGUUACUACGGUUACAUGUUCUGCAACCUGGGCCAGGAGUACAGCUACGUGGAGGAGAAACCUAAAGUGGUGAAACCUUCAGGAGAUUCCAGCGAUGGUCCAGGAGCAAAGAAAGCCAAAGUGGAUCCCAACGAGACCACUAUGGUCAAGAAGACUGCCAGUUUCUGUCCUCUGAAGGAGGCUCUGGAGGUGGACUGGACCACCGAGAAGGCCAAAGCGGCUCUGAAGAAAACCCCGCUGGACUACUUCCUGCUUCAAGUCCUGCUGAAGUUCCGCACAGACAAAGGUCGUGACCCCGACCCACAAUCCUCUGAGGAGGACGGCGAGCUGCUGAGACAGAUCCGCUCCGACGUGCUCGACGCGCUGGGGCUGAGCGCCAACCUGCUGAACGACGACUUCAUCAGCUACUGCUUCUCUGAGAUGUCUCCAGUGUGCGCCGUGGUGGGAGGAGUCCUCGGACAGGAAGUUGUCAAAGCUCUUUCUCAAAGAGACGCUCCUCAUCGAAACUUCUUUUUCUUUGAUGGUCGCAAAGGAAACGGCGUGGUCGACUACUUUGGACCCAACUGAGCGUGUUCUGGAGUUCUACCAUGAAAUUCAUCAGCAAACUGUUUUAUUGAAGUCACAACGUUUUCUGCUGCAUUUGUGGAUUGUUUGUUUUUGUUUACUAAUAAAGGUUUUUGUAAAAAACAUGUAAAAAAA